UAUUUUAAAGUAAUAUUAAUUUUAAAACAGCAUUAAGAUAUUAACUAGUACAGAAAUAUUUUAUUCCUUUAGUUAAUACUCAUUAGAGUUUCAUAAUAUUCAAUAAUAAUAAAAAUUAGAGUUUCAUAAUAAUUUUUUUUUUUUAUACUUUAGCUCACCUUGACUCGGAGUCCUGGCCCGUCCUUGGCAUCAUACGCACUCACUUUGUCUCUGCUACAAUGGGCAAGGGAAACCGAAGCAACGCGUAUCUUUGGGCCACCCUCCAACCAUGUUUCACAUCUCUCUACAUCGCCUUCUUGCUGCACCACGUGACCAGCACGGUCGGCAGCAACUCUCCCUUUCCUUACAUACCAGAGGACGAAAUUAACCUUGACUGUGGCUCCUCCGGCAAUUCGACCGCACUAGAUGGUCGGACCUGGAUUGGAGACGAGAAUUCUAUAUUCUUCCCAGUUGAACAUCUUCAAAACAAUGCAUCUCUAACUGCAAGCGUUGUGCAGCAAUCCUCCUCUGCUACCCGAGUACCCUAUACAACAGCCCGCUUAUCUCUCUCCCCAUUCAGCUAUAUAUUCUCAUCAGUCACUGCAGGCCAAAAAUUGGUUCGACUAUACUUCUACCCAGCUACUUACGGCACCUUUGAUCGCUCUAAAGCCCGAUUUUCUGUCAAAGCUGGACCUUUUACUCUUCUUCGCAAUUUUAAUGCUGCGCUUAUGGCAGACCCUGAUUAUGAUUCCGGCCAUGACACCAUAUUUAGAGAAUUCUGUGUCAACAUCGAGGAAGGUCAGAGGCUGAACAUAACCUUAACUCCAAGCGAUUCCAAUUCAUUUGCUUUUGUGAACGGAAUUGAAAUCUUGUCGAUGCCUACUUAUCUCUAUUACACUCCGUCUGAUGAUCAAGGGCUCCCUUUUAUCGGCCAAGAGAAGCUGUACCAAGUCGUUAAUGGAACUGCUCUCAUGAUGCUAUACAGAAUAAAUGUUGGAGGGAGCUUCAUCUCACCCGCCGGAGAUACAGGAAUGUUCCGUAGCUGGAAUUCGGACUACAAGUACUUGACAGAAGAUUUAACAUCUGAGCUACCAGUUAGUACUAUUGAACUAAACUUCAGCCAAAUACCUCCGUACACUGCACCGGAAGAAGUCUAUAGAACUGCCCGCACUAUAGGGAUUAACCGAUCCUCGAAUAAGUUAUACAAUCUCACUUGGCAACUUCCCGUGGAUUCUCAGUUUGAUUACCUUGUUAGGUUACACUUCUGCGAGUUUCAACCAGAGUUUAAAGCGGUGGGCGACCGACGAUUCCUCAUUUUCAUUGCAAAUCAAACCGCUGAGAAGGCAGCCGACGUGAUAAGAUGGAGUGGUGGGAGUGGGGUUCCGGUAUAUAGGGACUACGCUGUGUCGAUGUUUGGCUUAGAAGGCCAGAAAAGAGUGAACCUCUCUAUCGCCAUUUCUGCAGAUCCUGAACGGUACAGGGGUGCAAUCUUGAACGGUAUCGAAAUCUUCAAAGUCAACGACACCUAUGGAAAUCUCGCCGGACCCAACCCCAACACACUUCCGCUGACCCUUCCAACGGCAACAAAGUCAAAUAACAAUAGAAUAAAAAUAACGGCCAUCGUCGGUGGCGGAAUUUCCGGCAUUAUUGUUCUGUUGAUUCUCGGAUUCUUGAUUCUCCGGCGAGCCAAGACUAGUUGGCGUUGGCGGCGUCCAUUUUCUUUCCACACUUCCAAGUCAACAAAGACACACGGAUCAUUGCUACCGUAUUUGUGCCGUAACUUCUCAUUGGCUGAGAUUAAAGCAGCCACCAAAAACUUUGACCAAAAUUCCAUUAUUGGUGUUGGUGGGUUCGGUGACGUGUAUAAAGGGUACAUACACGUUGAUGGUGAGGCCACCCAUGUUGCGAUCAAACGGUUGAAACCCGGUUCUCAACAAGGGGUCCAAGAGUUCAGAACAGAAAUUGAGAUACUAUCUCAGCUCCGCCACCACCAUCUCGUUUCUUUAAUAGGAUAUUGCAAUGAUGGCAACGAGAUGAUCCUUGUGUAUGAUUUUAUGCCUGGUGGGACUCUUUGUAGUCAUCUCUACGACACUGAUAUAAGUCAUAAGACACCUCUUCCGUGGAAUCAACGCCUCCAAAUCUGUCUUGGUGCGGCACGUGCGUUAAACUACUUGCAUAUAGGUGCAGAGCACCCUAUCAUUCAUCGUGAUGUUAAAAGCACAAACAUUUUAUUGGACGAGAAAUGGACAGCCAAGGUGUCCGAUUUUGGAUUGUCAAAAUUUGGUACUACUAGCACGUCCAAGGCCCAUGUUAGCACAGCUGUUAAGGGUAGUUUUGGGUAUUUGGAUCCGGAAUAUUAUCGACGCCAACAGUUGACAGAGAAGUCUGAUGUGUACUCUUUUGGGGUGGUGUUGUUUGAAGUGUUGUGUGCAAGGCCACCCAUCAUGCAUACGGUAGAGCACGAGGAGAUAAGUCUAGCAGAGUGGGCCCUGAAAUGUUAUCGCAAUGGGAAGCUUGGUCAGAUUGUUGAUCCAUUAUUGAAGGCUGAAAUUGAACCAGAGUGUUUGAAGAAAUUUGGCGAGAUUGCAGUGAAUUGUUUGCAUGACAAUGGAACCGAACGGCCAUCAAUGAAUGAUGUGGUGUGGGGUCUUGAGCUCGCAUUGCAGUUGCAAGGGAGUGCAGAAAAAGCUAUCUUCCAUGGGGAGCAAAGUUUUGCUAGUAAGGAAUAUCAGGAUGGAUUGAUGUCGAUGUUUUCUGAGAUUAUGAAUCCCAGAGGUCGAUGAAAGAUAUGCUAGCUAGCUGAAUUUUAAGAGUUUUAUUUGAGUGAUGGUUGCAACCUUGCAAACUAGCACAACAAUUCAUUUUAUUUCACUUAUUAUUAUUAAGCAACAUACUAGUGGUAAUGCAUAUAUCUGAUAAGAACACUUUGUAAGCAUAAACUUAUCAGCGCUCUUAUUGCAGUAAUAUUCAGUCGUAUAAAAUUAUAAUUGUACGUUUUUCUAGGAUGUGACAUAGAAUUAUGAAGUUUUGAAAACUAGAAUAAGUACUUGUAUCCAUAAAAUCAAAAUGUCCAUAAUAUUGACGUGUCGUGUUCAUAAUCUUAGUCGAAUUGUUUUUAUUUAUUAUUAUCUGGUGUCUUGCCAGAAUUAGUGAUUCAAGCUGUAUUUUAUGUGGCAAUUUAGUGGAAUCAUAUGCUCAUUUUAAGUGCACUGCCACAAGGGCCAUAUGGCAUGCCUGCAGCUGGGGUUUAAGAUCUGGUACCCUUCAGAUAUUAUUAAGCUGGUUCUAAAUCCACACGCUCAGUUUCUGCCAGGUGAUUAGCAGCACAGGGAUCGAAGUGGCUGAGAUAUUCUCCUUGCAGAUGACAUUCACUUUGGAUUCUAUUUGGAAUUUAAGAAACCAUAUUGUUCACAAGGGGGGUGAGGUUAACAUCAUGGCUACCAUCUGUGUCAUCGAAAAUAGAGUGAAAGAGUAUUUGCUCAUGACGAUGACAUGGCUUAAAGUGAAGAAAUGAUUUCCUGGAAGCCCCCUCCUAGGGGUAUGAUAAAUUUAAAUGUGGAUGCUGCUGUUUUCGAAUGACUUUACUACUUUGGUUGUGGUGGCUAGGAUGAUUUUGGUGAGAUGCUGAAGGUUUGGGCUAUGUGCUCCAAUUCAGGCUUGAGCACCUGCAAUACUCAGGGCUUUGUGUAU
This is a messenger RNA of Quercus lobata, 3669 nucleotides long. Its product is annotated as receptor-like protein kinase FERONIA. Gene Ontology annotation, molecular function: ATP binding; transmembrane receptor protein tyrosine kinase activity. The record is from RefSeq and is a predicted model, not a curated record. Bases 219 to 2762 code for a protein of 847 amino acids. Gene Ontology annotation, biological process: protein phosphorylation. The transcript has a single exon. Lineage: Eukaryota; Viridiplantae; Streptophyta; Magnoliopsida; Fagales; Fagaceae.